Molecule: messenger RNA, 5250 nt
Organism: Macrosiphum euphorbiae (potato aphid)
Lineage: Eukaryota; Metazoa; Arthropoda; Insecta; Hemiptera; Aphididae
Source: the annotation of a GenBank genome assembly
AUGCGCCUGCAACGGAACGGCAAGAUGUUUCCGAGACCGCGUACAAACAUGUAUUUAAUACUGUUCUCAAUUUUGGGGGUUCAGUUGGCCUUAUCUCAGCAAACUAACCCAAAUGAUUUGGAAGUGGUGCUUAACAUCGAAGACAGCAAUAAAACUCAAUACCAUGAACAAAAUUUCGAUACCAUGGCCUAUAUAUUCGGCUACGAAGUAGGUCCAAAUGGUCAAUUCCAUCACGAAAAUAAAGGUCCGGAUGGAUUCACAUAUGGUUGCUACGGAUAUGUAGAUCCAGAAGGAAAAUUACAAGCUACUCAUUAUAUAUCCGAUGGCUGGGGAUACAGAGUUGUCACACCAGGUGAAUCUGUAGAAAUAUUCCAUCAUAAACAUGACCCCUCAGAUGAAAAUCAAGCUAAUGAAAGUUCUGAUGGUGGUUCUGAACACGAACAUCAUGGACACCAUGGAGUGGUAACAGCAUGGGGUGAUCUUUAUUUCCCGAAGGGAUGUGGAGGAGGACGUCCAAUUCAAGGUACUGGUCAAUUAGGUGGGUCAGGUUCAUCAGGAUACCCAAGCUUUGUUGGAGUUGGUCAACCAGGACCAGCAGGCACACCUGGUCAACCAGGUACUCCAGGAUUACCGGGAAGUCCAUCUUCAGUUUAUCCAAGUUAUCCAGGUUCUCCAGGUUCUCCCGGUUCUCCAGGUUCCCCCGGUGCUCCAGGUAGCCCAGGACUACCCAGUUUACCAUCUUAUCAAAAACCAACAGUUUAUCCAACAUCCACUUAUCCUGGGAGCUCAGGUUCCCCAGGCUCUCCAGGCUCUCCAGGCUCUCCAGGCUCCCCAGGUUCACCCGGAACUCCAGGCUCACCAGGUAAGCCAGGAUCUCCAGGAUUUCCAUCAUAUCAACAACCAUCACCUUACCCCACUUCAACUUAUCCAAGUGCACCCGGCUCCUCGGGUUUACCAGGAACUCCAGGAACUCCAGGAACACCAGGAGCUCCAGGUAUUCCAGGAUCACCAGGAUCGCCUUCAUAUAACAAACCAUCUUCAUACCCAGGUGGUCCAGGAACACCAGGGUUACCAGGCUCACCAGGAUUACCAGGAACACCAGGCCUAUCCGGUUCCUACCAAAAACCAACACCGUACCCAGGAACAUUAUACCCAAGUGGACCAGGAGUACCAGGAACACCAGGCACUCCAGGAAACCCAGGAACACCAGGACAACCAGGAACCCCAGGAUUACCAGGUUCUUCACCAUACCCAAUACCUUCAUACCCUGUAGCUCCAGGUACACCAGGGUCUCCAGGAGCUCCAGGAAUUCCAGGAUCACCAGGAUCACCUUCAUAUAACAGACCAUCUUCAUACCCAGGUGGUCCUAGAACACCAGGGUCACCAGGGUCACCAGGGUCACCAGGAUUACCAGGAACACCAGGUUCACCUUCAUAUAACAGACCAUCUUUAUACCCAAGUGGUCCAGGAACACCAGGGUUACCAGGCUCACCAGGAUUACCAGGAACACCAGGUUCACCUUCAUAUAACAGACCAUCUUCAUACCCAAGUGGUCCAGGAACACCAGGAUUACCAGGCUCACCAGGAUUACCAGGAACACCAGGCCUAUCCGGUUCUUACCAAAAACCAACACCGUACCCAGGAACAUUAUACCCAAGUGGACCAGGAUCGUCAGGUUCACCGGGAACACCAGGCACUCCAGGAAGUCCAGGAACACCAGGCCAACCGGGAACCCCAGGAUUACCAGGGUCUUCACCAUACCCAAUACCUUCAUACCCUGUAGCUCCAGGUACACCAGGGUCUCCAGGUUCUCCAGGCUCCCCUGGGCUACCAGGAAAACCAGGAUCUUACGUUCCUCAAUCUUCAUACCCACAAACAGCUUAUCCAGGUACCCCAGGUCAACCAGGUCAACCAGGAACUCCAGGAUUACCAGGUAAACCAGGAGCAUCAGUUAUACCAAGUGUACUGUCAUAUGAAAAACCACAACCAACUUAUCAAAAACCAAAUGGAGGAUACCCCGGAAGUCCAGGUUCUCCAGGUUCUCCCGGUGCUCCAGGUAGCCCAGGACUACCCAGUUUACCAUCUUAUCAAAAACCAACAGUUUAUCCAACAUCCACUUAUCCUGGGAGCUCAGGUUCCCCAGGCUCUCCAGGCUCCCCAGGUUCACCCGGAACUCCAGGCUCACCAGGUAAGCCAGGAUCACCAGGAUUUCCAUCAUAUCAACAACCAUCACCUUACCCCACUUCAACUUAUCCAAGUGCACCAGGGUCCUCGGGUUUACCAGGAACUCCAGGAACUCCAGGAACUCCAGGAGCUCCAGGAAUCCCUGGUUCACCAGGAUCACCUUCAUAUAACAGACCAUCUUCAUACCCAAGUGGUCCAGGAACACCAGGGUUACCAGGCUCACCAGGAUUACCAGGAACACCAGGUUCACCUUCAUAUAACAGACCAUCUUCAUACCCAAGUGGUCCAGGAACACCAGGAUUACCAGGCUCCCCAGGAUUACCAGGAACACCAGGACUAUCCGGUUCUUACCAAAAACCAACACCGUACCCAGAAACAUUAUAUCCAAGUGGUCCAGGAUCGUCAGGUUCACCGGGAACACCAGGCACUCCAGGAACACCAGGCCAACCAGGAGCCCCAGGAUUACCAGGUUCUUCACCAUACCUAAAACCUUCAUACCCUGUAGCUCCAGGUACACCAGGGUCUCCAGGUUCUCCAGGUUCUCCUGGUCUGCCAGGAAAACCAGGAUCUUACGUUCCCCAAUCUUCAUACCCACAAACAGCUUAUCCAGGUACCCCAGGUCAACCAGGUCAACCAGGAACUCCAGGAUUACCAGGAAAACCAGGAUCUUACGUUCCUCAAUCUUCAUACCCACAAACAGCUUAUCCAGGUACCCCAGGUCAACCAGGUCAACCAGGAACUCCAGGAUUACCAGGUAAACCAGGAGCAUCAGUUAUACCAAGUGUACCGUCAUAUGAAAAACCACAACCAACUUACCAAAACCCAACUGCAGGAUACCCUGGAAGUCCAGGGCAACCAGGUACUCCAGGUUUACCAGGAACACCAGGAUUACCAGGCACAAUUUCAUAUCCAAAACCCACACCACCAUCCGCAUAUCCCGUAGGACCAGGUCAAUCAGGAUACCCUGGAUCUCCAGGACUUCCAGGUCAACCAGGAACACCAGGCCUACCUGGGUCUGGAUACCAACCUUCAUAUCAAAAGCCAUCCUCCGUUAAUCAAUAUGGAAAUCCAUCUCUGUAUCCAGUAUCUUCUUAUCCCGGAAGUCAAGGAUUACCCGGAACACCAGGAUUACCAGGUCAACCCGGUACACCUGGAACACCAGGCUCAGCUUAUCCAGGUUCUACAUUGAAUCAAACACCUAAUUAUCAAUCUGUUAAACCAAGUUCUUCAUAUCCAGGAAGUCCAGGUCAACCAGGCACUCCAGGAUUACCAGGUCAACCAGGCACCCCAGGUAUACCAAGCCAGCCAUCUUAUCAAAAACCAAAUCCACCAACAUACCCAGUUAAGCCAACAUAUCCUUCUCAACCAUCAUAUUCUGGUUAUCCCGGAAGCUCAGGUCAACCAGGAAAACCAGGUACUCCUGGUACUCCAGGUACACCAGGACUUCCCGCGGGCCCAUCCUACCAAAAACCUACACCUCCUGCUGGAUAUCCAGGUUCUCCUGGUACACCAGGUCAACCAGGAACCCCUGGCCUCCCAGGUAUUCCAGCUCAAUCGUUUGGUCAAAAUCCUCAAGCUUCAGUUGACUAUGGAAAACCUAAUCCAUCAGGAUAUCCCGGUUCUGCAGGUCAACCAGGUCUUCCCGGUCAACCAGGCACUCCAGGAACCCCAGGAACUCCAGGUUCUUAUCCCACUUCACCAAAACCCAGCCCAUCUCCCAUAAAUCCAGGCAGUGGAAGUGCAUCAGGUUAUCCAUCAUCCAUCGGUCAAACUCAAACAGGUUAUCCAAACAAACCUAUUCCUCAACCAACAUACCCUGGACAAAGUUAUGUUUACCCUACAAGCUAUCCUCAAAGGCCGAAUGUUCCUGACUACGGAGCACAGCAAACAAAUGAAUAUCCUGGAUAUUUCAGUUCAGGUUACCCAGUACCCCCUCCACCCAACGCACCACUUCCUAAUUAUCCACCACCAAGUUCACCAUCUGGUUACUCCAGUUACUUUGAAUUGUACCCGGGUCAAAAUCAAAUAUACCCCGGUCAACCAGAUUUUAAUGCAUACCCAGCUGGUGACCAAUAUCCUUUCAACGGAAACGCUUAUGGUAAUCCUAAACAACAAUUUACUUCCCCAGCAACAGAAAACAAAGGUAAAACACCUCAAAUAACCACACCUGUUUCUACUCCAACAUAUGGUUAUAAGAGUGAGUCUAGUCAAACUUCUGUGGAAUACCCAGAAAAACCUAGUUUGAUAGAUGUACGCAUUAAUGUGCCAAAUGAACCUGAAUCUAACUAUGGCCAAAAAUCAGUAAUUUUAGGUAAAAAUGAAUUAUUAGGACCAUCGUCAGGAUCAUCUGGACAUUCCAGCUCACUUACUCCACAAUACGUGAACAGUCCUACAAAGGCACCCAAAUUACCAUAUCAAUUUGGUCAAGAAUCAAAUCAAGUAGUCUUAUCAUCAAGCAAACCAGAAACCAGCACUCCAUUCUAUAGUGUAUCCACUAAAACAGCAUCGACACCUGAAAAUACUAAUUUAGUGGAAUCAACUAGUACCAUAUCCUACGAAGACCAAUUUAGUACUCUUUCACCGGAUUCUUCGACGCCUGUCAAUAUAAUUCCUUAUCCACUGCCAAUUGUGCCAAACCCAGGAUCUUGUCCAUGUUAUUUUGUUCCACCAACAAGUAACAAUUCUACCAAUCAAAUACAACAACAACAAACAACAUUUGACUUGAAUAAUCUCCCGGAGGGUGCUGUUAUUGGAUUCGUGCCGGUAGUAUUUUAUCCAUCAUGUGGAGCAGGAAGUGCAGCAUCAAAAGAAGUGCUAUCAUCUAAGUUAAAUCCUGUUUUCCCGUCGGCUUAUCAAGUACCAUAUAAAUGUUCAUAUUGCGAACAAAGUGAAUCACAAACCGCGAAUAUCAGAAGCAGUUUUAAUCAAGUAGUAAAACAAAGUCAAUUAAAUCCAUCCGUUGUAAUUAAAAGUCCAAGUAGAAAGAAUUACCCAAAUGCCCCAAUUUAUGACCAACAAGAAUUUGGAAGAAAGAUAAAAGUUGUAAGAAGGAAAACUAUAGAUUAA